This is a messenger RNA of Cadophora gregata, 5651 nucleotides long. RefSeq lists its product as uncharacterized. Bases 956 to 4885 code for a protein of 1309 amino acids. The transcript is spliced from 3 exons. Gene Ontology annotation, molecular function: histone demethylase activity. Lineage: Eukaryota; Fungi; Ascomycota; Leotiomycetes; Helotiales; Ploettnerulaceae. The record is from RefSeq and is a predicted model, not a curated record. Gene Ontology annotation, cellular component: nucleus. Gene Ontology annotation, biological process: chromatin remodeling.
GCACUCGCGCAAAUCUGACAUAUCUUGACCAACUCGCCAAAUUCCACAAGCAAUAUGGAACCAACCUCAAUCGAUUUCCUAGUGUUGAUAAGCGCCCCCUCGACUUGUACAAACUCAAGAAGGCCGUCGAGACCAGAGGUGGAUUUGAAAAGGUAUGCAAGCUGAAGAAAUGGGCUGAAAUUGGAAGAGAUUUGGGCUACAGUGGCAAGAUUAUGUCUUCUUUGUCGACCUCUUUGAAGAACUCUUACCAGAGAUGGCUUUUCCCUUAUGAGGAGUAUCUACGACUGGCAAAGCCUGGUGUUCAUCAACAGUUGGAGUAUGAAUAUGGGGGACCUCUCACUCCUUCUCCGGCAAAUUCUCCUCUGAAGAAAUCACAUCAACAUACACCUUCGAGCCUCAGAGCAGAGUCCCCAGCCAUUCGCGCCUCAGAUGCCCUCAAUGCUUCGAUGAAAGACGAAUUUGAGAAGGGCUUGAAGAACAUUCCAAGACUAGAUUCUCCAGCCCCUGCACAGGCACAGCCCACACAGCAGCCUAUGGCCUCGGGAUUUACUCCAGUCAAUUCUGGUGGUUUCACGCCUGUCAAUUCUGCCCCUGCGACAUUUACACCGGUCAACGUCCGGAGAGAACGUGAAGAAAGCAGCUUUACUCCGAAUAGGCGCCCGUUCGACAGCCCUCUGUCCUCUGCCAAGGGUACGCCUGAGUACAGGCCAUCUGCCCUGAGCUCAGCACCAGUUGUAAACGGAUUUACGUCCAACCCAGUCUUGAAGAGACAAAUGAGUGUCGACAGCCUAGACUCGCGAGGAAAGGGCAGCAGUCAGCCAGAAGACAGCGAAAAUGGCGGACGACGAAGUAAGCGCCUGAAGAAAGGUACGUUAAACUCUCUUUGUUAUCUGAUAUGAUCUGAUGUGAUCUGGCUUCCCGGAACAUUAUUUCCUACGAUGAUGUGGUGUCAAGGAUGUCACUCAAUGCGCACCGCAAUCUUCCUUCCCUGGGUUUCAAUUGGCGAUCGUCCAUCCCUGCUAAUGCCAACCUUGCAGAUGCCGUACCAACUGUGGCUGGAUCUCACAUGACUUUGUUCCGCCCUACCCCGCCAAGAAUUCCGGGCGAACAUGGUUCAUCCGCUCCGGGUGAGAAGUGUGAGCAUUGUGGAAAGAAUGAUGAUCUGGGAAAUCUAUUGAUCUGCGAAUCAUGUGAUCAUGGUUAUCACAUGUACUGCCUUGAUCCGCAGGUAACCCACAAGCCGGACUAUGAUUGGCACUGCCCCAGAUGUCUUGUUGGCGACGGACAAUUUGGCUUUGAGGAAGGUGGAAUAUACUCUCUCAAGGGAUUCCAGGAGAAAGCUGCAGACUUCAAGGAGGGUUACUUUCACAGCAAGAUGCCUUUUGACCCUGUUUUAAACUGUCCAAGACCGGUCACCGAGGACGACAUUGAAAGAGAAUUUUGGCGGCUUGUUGCUAGUCUGGAGGAGACGGUCGAAGUAGAGUACGGUGCCGACAUUCAUUCCACUACUCACGGAAGCGGAUUUCCAACGAUCGAGAAGAAUCCCCAGGACCCAUAUUCAACGGACCCUUGGAAUCUGAACAUCCUGCCAAUCCAUGCCGACUCCCUGUUCCGCCACAUCAAAUCCGAUAUCUCUGGCAUGACUGUUCCUUGGUUGUAUGUUGGCAUGAUCUUCUCUACCUUCUGUUGGCACAACGAGGACCACUAUGCGUACUCGGCAAACUAUCAGCAUUUCGGUUCCACGAAGACUUGGUAUGGGAUUCCUGGAGAGGAUGCCGAGAAAUUUGAGCAGGCCAUGCGUGACGCUGUACCUGAGCUCUUCGAGACUCAACCUGACCUGCUCUUCCAGCUUGUUACACUCCUUACCCCUGAGCAACUGAACAAGGCUGGUGUUCGGGUCUACGCUCUCGAUCAAAGAGCUGGUCAAUUUGUUGUCACAUUUCCCCAGGCCUAUCAUGCAGGUUUCAACCACGGUUUCAACUUCAAUGAAGCUGUAAACUUUGCACCAAAUGAUUGGGAGCCCUCAGGCGAUGCUGGUAUCGAGCGAUUGCAACAAUUCAGACGUCAACCUUGUUUCUCUCACGACGAGCUUCUUUGGACUGCCGCAGAAGGUGCUGCUACUGGUGGUGUUACCAUUUCUACUGCCAAAUGGCUUUCUCCGGCACUGGAGCGAAUGCGAGAGCGCGAAACUGCUCGUCGGAAGCAGUUUGUCGACAAGCACAAGGAGCAUCAUGAAGGUCCAUGCGUCAUCAUGGACGAAAUUGAAGGUGCUGGCCCCCGCUGUCAGAUAGGCUUCACCAUUGACGAAGAGGAUGUUCCGGAAGAGGAAUAUCAAUGUGUGUAUUGCAAGGCAUACGCAUAUAUCACGAGAUUCAAGUGCAAUACAAGCGGCAAGGUCAUGUGUGUUCUUCAUGCUGGAAAUUACGAAUGCUGUGACCAACUAGAGGAGCUACGGUACGCUGGGAAUAACCACACGCUUCACUACCGACGCACUGCGGAAGCCAUCGAUGCAAUCUGCAAAAAGGUCGCUGACAAAGCUCAAGUACCUGAAUUGUGGGAAGCCAAAGUCGAAAGGGCACUCGAAGAAAGUGCUCAGCCGUCUUUGAAAGUCAUGCGCACCUUGGUCAAUGAGGGCGAGAAGAUUCCUUACGAGCUAGAUCGCUUGCCAGGUCUCAAAGCGUUUGUAGAGCGCUGCAAUGAAUGGGUUGACGAGGCUACGAACUACAUCGUGCGCAAGCAACAGAAUCGACGAAAGAACGAAAAGGCCUGGCGCAAGGGUAGCAAAGCUGCUGAAAUGGAGGAACGCGAUCGCGAAUUUCGAAAAGUUGACAACAUCAUGAAGCUCCUCGACCAAGCCGAAAAGAUUGGUUUCGAAUGCUCCGAGAUCACGCAAUUGACGGAACGCGCUGCUGCCAUCAAGCAGUUCCGCCAAGAUGCUCAAGAAGCAACCAAGAAUGUCAUUCUGCGGAAGACACAAGAGUUCGAAGAACUCUUGGAGCUUGGCCGCUCUUUCAAUGUCGACAUGCCUGAGGUUGAGGAGCUUGACAAGAUUGUUCAGCAGAUGAAAUGGAAUGACCGUGCUCGGGCCAAUCGUGGCGUUCCUCUCAGUCUCAAUGAGGUCCAAGAGAUCAUUGAGGAAGGCGAGAAGCUCGAGAUUCCUGAAUACAACGACUACUUGAAUCAUUACAAGGAGCAAAGAUCUGCUGGUUUGGCAUGGGAAACUAAGGCCAAAGAACUUGUCAAUGCUGAGCUUGUCCACUAUCCCCAGCUGGAAGCCCUUUCCGCUCAAGCCCAAGCCGCGGCGCUCCCAGUGUCUGCCGAGACUCUAGCUGCCGUUGAUCAAAUCCUGAACAAGCAACGCGAGGCUCAUCGGCAGAUUGUAUCACUAUACGAGCGAAGCCGCAAUGAGGACUUCUCCAAGCGCCCCAAGUAUUCGGAGGUUCGGGAGACCAUGGAACACCUCGCCGAGCUGAAUAGCAAGCCUAAUGGUACAUUGGAUCUAGAAAAAGAACAAAAGCGCCACGAAGAUUGGAUGCGAAAGGGCAAGAAGCUGUUUGGCAAAGCAAACGCGCCAUUGCACAUUUUGAAGUCACAUAUGGAGUAUGUCCUGGAACGAAAUGUUGACUGCUUCGACAUCAAUUCAGACAAGCCACGCAUGCCUGCCGAGCCAGCAUCACGAGAGCCAAGUCCAGCGGAUGCCAAGCUACACAGCUGGGAGGAUCCAAGAUUCCGUGAAGUUUUUUGUAUAUGCCGUCGAAUUGAAGCUGGAAUGAUGAUUGAGUGUGAAUUAUGUCACGAAUGGUACCAUGGUAAAUGUUUGAAGAUUGCUCGUGGAAAGGUCAAGGACGAUGAGAAAUACACCUGCCCUAUUUGCGAUUGGCGUGUUCGCAUUCCUCGUGAUGCUGCUCGACCAAAGCUUGAAGAUUUACAAGCUUGGCAAGAUGAGAUUGCUGGCCUUCCCUUCCAGCCCGACGAGGAGGAGAUUCUUUCCAAGAUUAUCGACAAUGCCCAGGAGUUCCGCACUCAUGUGGCACCGUUUUGCAAUCCUGUCAUGGCAACAGCUGAUGAAUGUGAAACACAGCGAUUCUAUCUCCGCAAGAUUGAAGGUGCCGAAAUUCUUCUGGCAUUCGAGACCAAUUUCUUCCGACAAGAGCUUCACAGAUGGUCUCCUGUUGCUCCAGAGGCACCGCCGAUCCUUGAUGCUUCUAAGUCAACUCGAAAGCCACGCCCUACCAAGCUACAAAAGCUGAUGGCUCAACAUGGUGUCGAUGAUCCAGAAGCUCUCCCGCCAGCUUACAGAACUAAGGCGCAUAAUUUCAAGAACCGAAAGUCUAGCGAACCUUCAUCUUCACGUCCUCCACCACUUCAACCCGCACCUGGUCGUUCAGACUCUGGUACACCGACGUCUCAUUCCUUCCCUCCAUCGGCAACGAUGCACCCUCAUGGCGGCCCAACUCUGUCUGGCCUGCCAUCUGGCCACGAUCAUGCUCAUCCAAGUCACUAUGGAGGUUUUCCUGGUAUGCAAGACUCUCACUUCAGCAUGAGUCCGCAGAACAAUGCAUCUCCGGCAUUUGCGCCUCAUGCAUUCUUACAUGGCGGAUUGCAAAGUCCUGGAUUUUCCGGAGGCAGGCAGCCAGGCAUCUUCAACGAUUCAGCUUUCGGCAGACUAGAUUCCGUCGCACUCGGAGCGUCUGGAAGCGACAGUCCACUACGCGAUAACAUUGUCGGAAGCAGUCAAGGCGUUUCCCGCAUGUUCGAUGAGCUCACCAACCAAGAGGAUGGAGACGAAGGGCCCAAGGGAGAGAAGAGAUCUCUGGACAAGGAUAUGUCUACCGCCAAGUGGGAGAUGGAUGAAGAUAUGGACAUGUUCCUGGACGGGCCUUGAAUAUGCGAGCUCUGAUGACAUAUACAGUGGAGUUCUGGCAUGGCGUAAAAUGGCGUUCUUCCUUGCAUCACGCAUGGAAUGGAAAUGUGUGGGAUAUCUGCUUCUGGCGUUGGUACGAUCCCCACUGCUGGCGUUUAGAGGAUUUGCUUCUUCUUUUUGCUUCUGCUGCGCGCGUUGUUUUCAUUUCUCGCAUUCUUUCAUCCUCCUGGGAGCUAGACCAAGACUAUGAUCGACAACUGGAAUUCGCCGGAUGGUGGUUUUGGUCUGUUCUCCUGGCUGGACGUGUACGUGUACGCUUCUUACACUUGUUUGUACUAUGAUUUACUACCCGGCAAAAGAACAUCUCACUACUUAGCAUCACUGAGCUGCUUGCAUUUUAUGGACGGAAGGGAUUGUCGGAUGGAACUUUAGAGAUGGGGGAGUACUGUUGCAUGCUUGUUCAUGUGUGCUGUGGAUAAGCUGUUUCAUGUUUGUUUGUUGAUAGUUGUUCAGUGACGGAUGGAUUGCUUUGCUUGUUGGCUUGCUAGAUCGGUUGUCUGGGCACAGUGUAUGACAAUAAGAGAUGUUUUGUUGCUGGUUGUUUGUGCUGGACUUGCAUCGAAUGUGGUGGAUUAUAGUGGGGAUGGGAACAGUCAACCAGUCAAUCAAUCAAGAGCUUCAAGUAAUAAAAUCAUAUGGCAAGAAAGAUGCCAGCCAGUAUCAUAAGUGCUUUAGUGAAUAGGACCCGUGCCAUUUGCCUCUCGAAAUGGUAGGUCCCAAUAGCCCG